GUCCUGCUGACCCGGUGCAUGUGUAUAUAUAGCUGGGAUCCUUCAGCUUGCUCAUCAUCCUUCAGCCGAUCCUCACACAGACAACAUGAAGCUCAUAGUUAUUGCUUGCCUGGUGGUGUUGGCGGCGGCGAGGCCCGACAAGGACGCCGAGACGACCCUGGACGAGAGAGACGACUCUGGCGACGGCAACUUCAACUACAAGUUCGAGACUAGCAACGGUAUCUACGAAGAGAGAUCCGGGGUUCCUGGAGCCGAGGGCCAGAGCAACAUAGAAGGCGUCUACAGGUUCACACUGUCCGACGGCACUGUAGGUGAGGUCCGCUUCAUCGCCGAUGAGACUGGCUAUCAUCCAGUGUCUAACCUCAACCCCACGCCUCACCCACUCCCCGAGCACGCCAUCCAACAGAUCGCCUUCGCCGAGGAACAGCGCGCUAAGGGAGUCGUCUUCGAGAAGUAAGAUGGGAGGUGUGAGGCUGGUCCCACUUCCUGUCCCUUCCAAACUCAACUGACGCUUCCCUGUGUUCGUUCCACUCCUCCUCAACCUCGUCCUGUGUUAUCGCAUACUUCUUUGAGAGAAGUUCUCCCUCGAACACAGGUUUCGAGACAACACAAUCCAAACCCAUGUAUAGAGAAAAAUAAAAUUUUUUUG
Molecule: messenger RNA, 649 nt
Organism: Cherax quadricarinatus
Lineage: Eukaryota; Metazoa; Arthropoda; Malacostraca; Decapoda; Parastacidae
Product: cuticle protein AMP1B
Cellular component (GO): chitin-based extracellular matrix
Molecular function (GO): structural constituent of chitin-based larval cuticle
Source: RefSeq, a predicted model, not a curated record